CGGCGCCGCGCACGCGCGUCCCGGCCUCCCCUGCGCGCCGACGCUGGGCUUCCUGGUCCUGGGCGCUGCGGGCUUAUUCGGAUUCCGAGGGAUUGCAGAGCGAUCCUCCUCCUGCCUUCCGGGCCCGACCUUCCCGGGCGCCAUGGAGCCCCGGGCGGUCGUGGAUGCCGUGGAGACUGGGGAGGAGGACGUGAUUAUUGAAGCUCUGAGGACAUACAACCGGGAGCACUCCCAGAGCUUCACGUUUGACGAUGCCCAGCAGGAAGACAGGAAGAGACUGGCGGACCUGCUGGUCUCGGUCCUGGAGCAGGGCUUGCCACCUUCCCACCGUGUCACCUGGCUGCAGACUGUGCGCAUCCUGACUCGGGACCGCCGCUGCCUGGACCCAUUCACCAGCCGCCAGAGCCUGCAGGCACUGGCCUGUUACGCUGGCGUCGCUGCCUCCGAGGGGCCCAUUCCAGAGGCCCUCGACAUGGAUGUUGUCCUCGAGUCCCUCAAGUGCCUGUGCAACCUCGUGUUCAGCAGCCCCGUGGCGCAGAUGCUGGCGGCAGAGGCCCGGCUGGUAGUGAGGCUGGCAGAGCGCGUGGGGCUGUACCGCAAGAGGAGCUUCCCGCACGACGUCCAGUUCUUCGAUCUGCGCCUCCUCUUCCUGCUCACCGCGCUCCGCACAGACGUGCGCCAGCAGCUCUUCCAGGAGCUGCACGGGGUGCGCCUGCUGGCCGACACGCUGGAGCUGACCCUGGGGGUGACUCCUGAGGAGAGUCCCCCCGACGUCCUUCCCCCUGAAGAGACAGAGCGGGCCAUGGAGAUCCUCAAGGUGCUCUUCAACAUCACCUUCGACUCCAUCAAGAGGGAGGUGGAUGAGGAAGACGCUGCCCUUUACCGGUACCUGGGCACGCUCCUUCGGCACUGCGUGAUGAUCGCCGCUGCUGGAGAGCGCACAGAGGAGUUCCGCGGCCAUACAGUAAACCUCCUGGGGAACUUGCCCGCCAAGUGUCUGGAUGUCCUCUUCACCCUGGAGCCCCACGAAGGCUCCUUGGAGUUCAUGGGCGUGAACAUGGAUGUGAUCGGCGUUCUCCUGGCCUUCCUGGAGAAGCGCUUGCACCAGACGCACAGACUGAAGGAGGGUGUGGCUCCCGUGCUGAGCGUGUUGACGGAGUGUGCCCGCAUGCACCGCCCGGCCCGGAAGUUCCUGAAGGCCCAGGUGCUGCCCCCCCUGCGGGACGUGAGGACCCGGCCCGAGGUGGGGGAGCUGCUACGGAACAAGCUCGUCCGCCUCAUGACGCACCUGGACACAGAUGUGAAGAGGGUGGCCGCGGAGUUCCUGUUCGUCCUGUGCUCUGAGAGCGUGCCCCGAUUCAUCAAGUACACGGGCUACGGGAAUGCCGCCGGCCUCCUGGCUGCCAGGGGCCUCAUGGCAGGAGGCCGCCCCGAGGGACAGUACUCGGAGGAUGAGGACACAGACACUGACGAGUACAAGGAAGCCAAAGCCAGCAGCAUAAACCCAGUGACCGGGAGGGUGGAAGAAAAGCUGCCCAACCCUAUGGAGGGCAUGACGGAGGAGCAGAAGGAGCACGAGGCCAUGAAGCUGGUGAACAUGUUUGACAGGCUCUCCAGGCACAGAGUCAUCCAGCCCAUGGGGAUGAGCCCCCGGGGCCACCUGACGUCACUGCAGGACGCCAUGUGCGAGACCAUGGAGGGCCAGCUGUCCUCGGAUCCUGACUCGGACCCUGACUGAGGGUGGCAGCUCUUCUGCUCCCACUUGAGAACUGGUGCUGCUUUCAGAGACGUCCCUGGGGCUGUCACCCAGGGAGGCCACCUCCCACCAGCCACAUGGCUCCACGCCUAUCUCCAGCUUGGGGGCCCUUCUCUGCUCCAGAGUGCUGUUCUUGA
Molecule: messenger RNA, 1893 nt
Organism: Tupaia belangeri chinensis (Chinese tree shrew)
Lineage: Eukaryota; Metazoa; Chordata; Mammalia; Scandentia; Tupaiidae
Gene: RIC8A
Product: RIC8 guanine nucleotide exchange factor A
Biological process (GO): G protein-coupled receptor signaling pathway
Cellular component (GO): plasma membrane; cytoplasm
Molecular function (GO): guanyl-nucleotide exchange factor activity; G-protein alpha-subunit binding
Source: RefSeq, a predicted model, not a curated record